GCACCUUGUGCGAACGCCAGCUCAAGAGCUACGAAUUUGUGGAACGCGAAGCACACUUUCCAGCUGCCUCCAACAUCCUCCGCGAAUUGAUUUAUUGCGAUAUAUUACUAACGUCCACCACGAAAUCAGCGAAGACAAUCAAUAUUCCACCACCGCGGCCUCCGCUUCUGCGUCUCUAAAGUCUCACGAAAAUGCGACUUUUGCAACUGCAGGCGGACGGCGAAAUCAGCCUGGCUAGAGACCUGAUCGAACAUGUCCCUCCGUACGCGAUUCUGUCAUACACCUGGGGGAGUGACGAGGAAGAAGUCACCUUCAGCGAUCUGAGGGCAGGUGUUGGAAGGACAAAAGCAGGGUUUGAGAAGAUUCGCUUCUGCGGAGAGCAGGCUGCUCGCGACGGCCUACACUGUUUUUGGGUGGAUACCUGUUGUAUCGACAAGUCAAACAAUACGGAGCUGGCGGAAGCUAUUAACUCCAUGUUUCGUUGGUAUUAGAAUGCAACUCGAUGCUAUGUAUGGCUUGCGGAUGUCCCCAGAACACCUAUACCACCAUGGGAAGAGGCAUUUCGAAGGAGCAGGUGGUUCACCCGCGGGUGGACUCUUCAGGAGCUAAUUGCACCUUCGUCAGUUGAGUUUUUCUCUCCGGAUGGGAGACUUGGUGAUAAAAGGAGUUUAGAGCGUGAGAUUCAUCGAAUAACGGGAAUUCCAGUCCAGGCUUGGCAGAAAUACCUAAUUUCUGGUAUCGAUAGGUAUCGAUGCCAGAAUCGUAAGGUAUCGAUUCCUAUCGAUUCCCGAACCCAAUUCCCCCCUUUAAUUGCAAUUAACUUUAGAACCAUUUCCCUUAUAAGAAAGUUUUUGGUAGCGCA
This is a messenger RNA of Hyaloscypha bicolor E, 862 nucleotides long. Its product is annotated as HET-domain-containing protein. The coding region runs from base 192 to 491 and encodes 99 amino acids. The record is from RefSeq and is a predicted model, not a curated record. The transcript has a single exon. NCBI's taxonomy places the organism in Eukaryota, Fungi, Ascomycota, Leotiomycetes, Helotiales, Hyaloscyphaceae.